Molecule: messenger RNA, 738 nt
Organism: Malassezia pachydermatis
Lineage: Eukaryota; Fungi; Basidiomycota; Malasseziomycetes; Malasseziales; Malasseziaceae
Exons: 1
Coding region: 1-738 (245 amino acids)
Source: RefSeq, a predicted model, not a curated record
AUGCAAAAGUCCUUGGGAAAGCUCCUGAACCGUACCCAGAAGCGCCCUUCUACCGUCGAUGCAGACCUUUCAUCGUCCAUAAUGAGUGACGUACCGGCAGUUACGCCCGGUGGAUCACGUUUUGUGUCCCCUACAGGAUCACCCCCACGAACCCCGGCUUCAUUCAUUCCUACAGGCGAGUCUAAUGUUAUCUCUGCCGCUGUCCAGGAAUCCAUUUCGCAUGGGAAAUCAGCUAAAGAGAACAAGAUUGAGUUUUUCUCCAAAGACAUCCCCUUCUUUUGGCUCAGCAACAGCUCAGACCAUCCUGUUGUCGUGGAUGGUGUGCGUUAUCCCACCGCGGAGCAUCUCUUCCAGGCGCAGAAGUUUGUGGAACACCGCCCAGACCUGGCGUCCAAAGUGCGUAAGGCAUCGACACCCAUUGAAGCUAUUCACGUUGCUCGCAUGAAUUCGCAAUAUGUUCGUCCAGACUGGAUCAAGGGUGGUGUGAAUGUAUCUACGAUGCGCAUGGUGCUCUUGACAAAGUUCAUGCAACAUACUGAUCUACGCCAAGCACUACUUGAGACGGGCGAUGCUGAGAUCGUGCAUGCUAGUCCAAACGACGCCUUCUGGGGCUCCGCAGCCCCUGUCGAGGCUGUGGGCCGAGGCCGAAAUAUGCUCGGCCGUACUAUUAUGCAGACUCGUGAGCUUCUGCGAGUGGCUGCUGGUGUUGGUGCUAACAGUGGUACGCGAACUGUAUAA